Molecule: messenger RNA, 1509 nt
Organism: Antrostomus carolinensis (chuck-will's-widow)
Lineage: Eukaryota; Metazoa; Chordata; Aves; Caprimulgiformes; Caprimulgidae
Gene: RAB3IL1
Product: RAB3A interacting protein like 1
Exons: 10
Coding region: 162-1292 (376 amino acids)
Biological process (GO): exocytosis
Cellular component (GO): Golgi to plasma membrane transport vesicle
Molecular function (GO): guanyl-nucleotide exchange factor activity
Source: RefSeq, a predicted model, not a curated record
AUCCAUUGCAGAGAACCUCCUCUGAUCUCUGUGGUGGGGAUGAAUUGGUCUCAUUACCUCGCCACCUUCCUGUAGUGGGUUUCAUUCCUUCCUUUGGGUCAUUCUCUUGCUUGAUCCCUCCUCUUCCUUAGUGUUUGAAGCCUUUGGAGACCUCCUUAGCGAUGUCCCUAUUUAGCAAAGGCAAUUUUGAGGAAGACAGCCAGAAGCAACCAGCUGUGGGACACUGGAAGACACUAAUGCCAUCCAAAGGCAGUAAGGAGGAGCCAGAGACUGGAUGCCAGAAUGCUGGAGGUGUGGAUGAGACCCAGUCCACCGAGCAGCUCAAUGUGUCACGUCUACGCAGCUCUUCAGUGGAGAUCCGUGAAAAGGGGUCUGAAUUCCUGAAGGAAGAGCUGCACAGAGCACAAAAGGAGCUGAAACUGAAGGACAAAGAAUGUGAGAGAUUGUCAAAAGUCAGAGAGCAACUGGAGCAGGAACUAGAGGAGUUAACAGCUAGCCUGUUUGAGGAAGCGCACAAGAUGGUGAGAGAAGCAAACACUAAACAGGCGGCGUCAGAGAAACAGCUGAGGGAGGCACGGGGGAAGAUUGACAUGCUGCAGGCAGAGGUAACAGCUCUGAAGACAUUGGUAAUCACAUCCACACCUUCCUCUCCAAACCGGGAGCUGCAUCCUCAGCUCCAGAGCCCUUCUAAAGCUGUUUUCAGGAAGGGCCACGGGCGAAACAAGAGCACCAGCAGUGCAAUGAUCACAGCUGCCAACCAGAACGUGACUCCAGAGCCAGUCAGUCAUGAGUGCAGAGAGGUCGACUCCAUUUUAUUUGCUGAGUUCCAGGCGUGGAAGGAAUCUCCAACUUUAGAUAAAUCCUGCUCUUUCCUGGACAGAAUUUAUCGAGAAGAUGUAGGACCUUGUCUGGAUUUCACUAAGCAGGAGCUGUCGGAGCUGGUGCGGGUGGCUGUGGAGCAGAACACACUCACCAUUGAGCCGGUGGCUUCCCAGACACUGCCUGCAGUGAAGAUGUCAGCUGAAGAGUGUGGUGGGCCGAAGAAAUGUGCUCUGAGUGGCCUUCCCAGGAUCUGCAAGCACCGCAUCAUGCUGGGGGAUUCUGGGAAUUACUACUACAUUUCACCAUCCUGCAGGGCCAGGAUCACAGCGGUGUGCAACUUCUUCACAUACAUUCGCUAUAUCCAGCAAGGCUUGGUGAGGCAGGAUGUGGAGCUGAUGUACUGGGAGGUCAUGCGGCUCCGGAGGGAGAUGUCUCUGGCCAAACUUGGUUUUUAUCCCAGUGAGAUGUAAGCAGAGGCCUGAGCAUGGAAGGAAACUGCUUCUGUAUGAACAGCUUGUCAAACACAGUCUGCCAGACAGAUGAAUGCAGUGCCUUCUGCAGUGGGCCUUACUCCCUCCCCACCUUCCCUCUGCCUGAAGCUGAUCAAGGAGCAAGAAGCACAAGUUCUACCUUCAGCUGUCCCAGUUCUCCAACUGUGACUGGCAUGCAGCUGUCAAACCACCCCCU